AUGAGUGCCCAGCAGUUCUACCAAGGCGGUAACGACAAGCAAGGUCAGCCACAACAGCAGUAUGCUCCUCCAUCAGGCGGCCCGCCUCAGGACUACAACAACCAGCAGCAAUAUGCCCCUCCCCAGGGCCAGCCGAACUACAACAUGAAGGGCUCUCAGCCAUACGCCCAGACCAACCCCGAAACUGGCGGCCAGCCCAACUACCAGAAUGGCGACACUGCGCCCUUUUCCCAGGCGGAGGAAAAGACUGGCCAGAGGCUGAACCCUAGAAAGCGGUUGAACGACCCUAUAUUCUUGGUCUUGUUCUUGGCCGCCAUCGCUGGGUUUGCUGUCGUCUCUGGUAUCGCCAUCAACAGCUUUAUCGAGGUGAAUGGGCUGGGAGGUGGUUUGGGGAGCAGCAGCUCGGGCCAAACAGGUUCAAGCACGACCCUGGAUUACCACACUGUCUACAUUCUUCUCGUCGUUACCGGCUUGGGUCUCUUUAUCGCUGCAGUGUACCUUUUUAUGUUGAGGACGUUUACGAAAAUCAUCCUUGAAGUGACUUUGGCUUUGACUGUGCUGCUCAAUAUUGGUAUCUGCAUCUGUAAGUGCUUGCAGUGUUACUGGUCCGGCGCCAUCAUCUUCCUCGUCAUUGCCCUCCUCUCCAUCUUCUUCUACUGGGGCAUGCGCAAGAGGAUCCCUCUCGCCAAGCUGCUACUCCAAACCACCAUCGACGUCACCAAACACCACCCUUCAGUCUACCUCGUCGUCUUUAUCGGUCUUCUUGUCCAAGCUGCUAUUUCAGUAUGGUACACUUUUACCUGUAUCGCCAUUUACGUCAAGUGGACUCCGGGUAGCGAGGCAUGCUCUACCGACUGUUCCUCCAGCAAAGUCGCCGGCCUCAUCUUCUACUCUACCUUCGCCUACCUCUGGAUGUCCCAAGUCCUCGGCAACGUCAUCCUCGCUACCCUCACCGGCGGUGUCUUUGGAGGAUGGUACUACUACGGUCCUCGAAACCAAUGGGGAGGCGUACCAAAGCAAGCGAGUUUGAAGGCGUUCGUGAGGGCGACGACGUUGUCGUUGGGUAGUAUUGCUUUUGGAAGUUUGUUGGUUACGUUGUUGGAGCUUUUGAGGUUGAUCUUGCAGAUCUUCCAGCAGUACGAGUCUGGGCAGGGUGAUAUGAUCGGCGCGGCUUUGAUCUGUGUUGCUCAAUGUUGUGUCGGGUGUAUCGAGUGGCUCAUUGCCUACUUCAACAAAUGUGAGUCCCUUUAUGGCAAGGCGUAUAUUCCUGCUGCCAAGGACACCUGGAGACUCCUCAAGGACCGCGGAAUCGACGCCCUCGUCAACGACUCUCUCGUCGGCACUGCUCUCAUGUGGGGCGCCUACAUUAACGGAUUCCUCUGCGGCGUCCUUGGCUACUUGUAUCUCAAAUUCACCAACCCGUCCUACAACUCUGACGGUCAGUACUCUGCCCCCGUCAUCCUCUUCUCCUUCCUCAUCGGUCUCACCGAGUCCAACGCCAUCAGCGCCGCCAUCGAUGCGGGUGUAUCGACCAUCUUUGUGGGACUGGGCGAGGACCCGAUGGUGUUGGCGGAGCGAAGCCCGGGAUUGUUUGAGAUGAUCAGGCAGGCUUACCCCCGGGUUCUCCAAGGGGUUCCCGGCAGGUCCUAA
Molecule: messenger RNA, 1650 nt
Organism: Cryptococcus wingfieldii CBS 7118
Lineage: Eukaryota; Fungi; Basidiomycota; Tremellomycetes; Tremellales; Cryptococcaceae
Product: protein PNS1
Exons: 10
Coding region: 1-1650 (549 amino acids)
Biological process (GO): transmembrane transport
Cellular component (GO): plasma membrane
Molecular function (GO): transmembrane transporter activity
Source: RefSeq, a predicted model, not a curated record